Staurois parvus is the source of this 963-nucleotide messenger RNA. NCBI's taxonomy places the organism in Eukaryota, Metazoa, Chordata, Amphibia, Anura, Ranidae. The record is from the annotation of a GenBank genome assembly.
AUAGGGGAUCAACCAAACUGCAUUUACAGACUUGUUUCUCUUGGGUUCCAGAACAGUAAAGAUCUAAAAAUUCUAAUUACAUUUUUUUUACUUGUGAUUUACUGUAUGACAAUAUUUGGGAACUUCUUGAUCAUCAUACUAGUGUCCUAUAACAAAACCUUGCAAUCUCCCAUGUACUUCUUCCUUACACAGUUGUCUACAAAUGACAUUCUACUGACAUCAGUCAUUGUUCCCAACACACUCUAUGUUUCGCUAAAUGAUGGUGGAACAAUUUCUUUUGUUGGCUGCAUCACCCAGUUUUAUUUCUUUGGUGCAUCAGAAACCUUGGAGAGCCUUCUUCUUACAGUGAUGUCCUAUGAUCGAUAUUUGGCCAUCUGUAAACCAUUGCAUUAUUCUGCCAUCUGUAGACCUUUGCAUUAUUCUGCCUUAAUGAAUAUACAGCUUUGUCUGAAAAUAGUUGCAAUAUGUUGGCUUUUAAGUUUGUCUGCGGUUUUAGUUGAUACCAUAACAUUAUCUAAGUUACAGUUCUGUCAAUCAAAUAUUAUUGACCAUUUUUUCUGUGACCUGGGACCUUUACUAGAAAUUUCUUGUUCAGAUACUUAUAUCAUUAAAUUAGAAGUCUUUUUACUAAGCACACCAAUCAUUAUCAUCCCAGCUCUUGUAAUUAUCAUAUCUUACGCUUACAUUAUUUUUGCCAUCUUGAAAAUACAAUCUAAGGAUGGCAGGCAGAAGACCUUCUCCACCUGCAGCUCCCAUUUAAGUGUCGUAAUUAUGUUUUAUGGGACUCUAUUUUGCAUUUACAUUAUUCCAAGUGUAGGAAAAUUAGUGAACAUUAAAAAAUUUUUGUCUUUGGCUUAUACUGUGGUAACCCCUUUGAUGAACCCUAUUAUCUAUGGCCUUAGAAGCCAAGAGAUUAAGAAAGCUUUGAAAUUGUCUUGUUUACGUGUUUUAAAUAAAACUUAA